GGAAUCGAGCAGUCGUUCCUCCAGCAUUGUAAAAGAAUGAUGAUGGAGAGAGAAACACAAGUCCAGCAUUUUUAAUUCUCUUUAACUAUAAAAGCUCUCAAUUAUAUAUCUGAGGUGCUGCGUUUUACCCCUCCAGUUCCUAAGCAACAGCUAUUUUCAGAUUGAGUGCGUCUGGUGUUGUCUACCUACUCCAGGCUUCUUUCUGCGAGGUAGCUUGUCACUGAAAGCCGGGCUGUUCACUGCCUCAGCCUUUUGUUGUAGCACUGCGAGGACACAGAUGCUUUAGAGAAACAGGAGAAGCUGGGGUACAACUGGUCUCGACCUUGCAGCUUACAAAAACUUGUGUGCAUCGGGGAGCUCUGCCAUCUACAAUGAAGAACAGGAGUCAGAAAUAAGGUUCUUGCCACUGGUUUGGGACAGAAGCCUUUUUCUCAAGUCUGGAAAAGCCUCUAGAGCAGAUUCGGAACCAUGAGCCGGAAAUCUCUGUACUUGCUGAAGCGUAGGUGGGAGUCGAUUCCCGCUGCUGACCAGUCUUCUGGUACCAGUAUCACCGUGGAUAUCGCUGUCAUGGGAGAAGCACACGGGCUCAUCACAGACCUUCUGGCCGAUCCUUCGCUGCCCCCCAACGUGUGCACGUCGCUGAGAACAGUGAGCAACCUGCUCAAUACACAGUUAACCUUCCAGGCCAUCCACAAGCCAAGGGUGAAUCCCUUGGUGUCCUUCAGUGAGAACUACACCUGCUCCGACUCGGAGGACUGUCCGGAGAAAGGAGAGAAACUAGCUAUUCCCAAGCGCUUACGGAGAAGUUUGCCUCCAGGACUGCUGAGACGAGUGUCCUCAACCUGGACCACAACAACAUCAGCCACAGGAUUACCCACACUGGAGCCAGCCCCAGUGAGAAGGGAUCGCAGUGCCAGCAUCAAACCCCAUGAAUCAUCUUCAUCCAGCAGCUCUGACUCCUGGAAUAGCUCCAUUCUGAUGACAAUCACAAAGAGCAGGUCCUUCUCCACCUCCUACGCCGUGUCCUCUACCAACCACCUGAAUGCCAAAAGGCAGAGCCGGCAAGGUAUCCCACCAAAUAUUUCACCUCUCACCUCCCCGUGCCAUUCACCGAUUCAGGGGACCCCUGCCACAAGUCCUACUGGAAAAACAUCUUCUGUGUCAUUUCCAGAGUCUACAGAUACUGACACCAAGCAGGGCUUAAAGCCACACAAAGUCUUAACUUCUACUCAGAGUGCACCUAGCCUGUCAGACCCUAUAAUCAGUCCCUCCAUCAUCUGCAGCAGCUGUGGCAGACCCUACAACCAAAUAGAAGCUGGUGAUGGGACACUAAACAGAAAUGAUGCUACUGCACACACCCUGAACAGAACAGAUGAUCCUGCUCAAGCCACUUCUGACUAUGAGACCAACAACAGCGACAGCAGCGACAUCGUACAAAACGAUGAUGACACAGAUUGCUCCAAGGAGCAGCCACGGAAGGGAUCCAGCUGUAGGUCCUACACACCCGAGACCAUCAUCCUGCAUCCCUUGAUACCACCUGAGGACAAGCCUGUACUGGCUCCUGAGCCUCUGGUUAUGGACAACUUGGAUCCCCUGAUGGAGCAGCUAAAUAAUUGGAACUUCCCAAUCUUUGAUUUGGUGGAAAAAAUUGGGAAGAAAUGCGGUCGGAUUCUCAGUCAGGUAUCAUACAGGCUUUUUGAAGACAUGGGGCUGUUUGAAACCUUUAAAAUACCAGUGAGGGAAUUUAUGAACUACUUUCAUGCCUUGGAGUGUGGAUACCGAGAGAUACCUUAUCACAACCGAAUCCAUGCCACUGAUGUCCUACACGCCGUGUGGUACCUUACAACUCAGCCCAUCCCAGGACUCCCAACUGUGAUUAAUGACCACGGGUCAGCAAGUGAUUCAGAUUCUGACAGUGGAAUCACUCAUGGCCACAUGGGUUAUGUGUUUUCGAAGACAUACACACCUACAGAUGACAGCUAUGGAUGCCUGGCUGGCAACAUCCCUGCCCUGGAGCUGAUGGCUCUUUAUGUAGCUGCAGCCAUGCAUGAUUAUGAUCACCCAGGAAGGACCAAUGCCUUCUUGGUAGCAACGAGUGCUCCUCAGGCAGUGCUGUACAACGACCGCUCCGUGCUGGAGAACCACCACGCUGCUGCUGCCUGGAACCUCUUCAUGUCCAGGCCAGAGUACAACUUCCUGGUCAAUCUGGACCACGUGGAGUUCAAGCAUUUCCGUUUCCUCGUCAUUGAGGCGAUUUUGGCUACUGACCUGAAGAAACACUUUGAUUUUGUUGCCAAAUUCAACGCCAAGGUGAACGAUGAUGUUGGAAUUGACUGGACCAAUGAGAACGACCGCUUGCUGGUUUGUCAGAUGUGCAUCAAGCUGGCUGACAUCAAUGGGCCUGCAAAAUGCAAAGACUUGCAUCUGCAGUGGACAGAAGGCAUCGUCAAUGAGUUUUAUGAACAGGGUGAUGAAGAGGCCAGCCUGGGGCUGCCAAUCAGCCCUUUCAUGGACCGCUCUGCUCCUCAGCUGGCACACCUCCAGGAGUCCUUCAUCACUCACAUCGUGGGACCACUGUGUAACUCCUAUGACUCAGCGGGGCUGAUGCCAGGAAAAUGGAUAGAAGAUAGUGAUGAAUCAGGAGACACUGAUGAGCAAGAAGAGGAAGAAACAGCAGAAAUGGAAACUUGUGAAAAUGCCGAAUCCAGAAAGAAGAAGUUCAAGAGGAGGAAAAUCUACUGUCAGAUCACUCAGCACCUGCUUCAGAACCAUAAGAUGUGGCAGAAAGUGAUUGAGGAUGAGGAGAGGUUAGCUGGGUCAGAGAAGCAAGGCACGGAGCAAUCCACACUGCACCAAUCUUCAGAACAAAUCCAGGCCAUCAGGGAAGAGGAGGAGGAGAAAGGGAAGGCCAAGAAGGAUGAAGAGGAGAACACAACUGUAGAACCAAACCAAUGACAAUAUUUACAGCAGUAUUUUAAGACAGAUUGACUCGUGCACAGACUCUUUCUCAAGCCAGCACAGCAUUUAGACACAACACUGUAGAAGUAUGGGAUAAUGCGCCUACAGCUGUUUAAUUUGUUUCUCUUUCCUUUUUAUGGUGAGGUACAUUGUUUAAACUCCUAUGCUCAAGGAAGCUUUCACACUGCAACACCGGCUUUACAGACUGUCUUUGAAGAGAUUUUGGGGGUGGGUGGAAUUAUAUAAAUAUAGAUAUAUAUGUAUAGCCAGGGUUAUUGGCUGCACACUUCAGCAAAAUACAUUUAAUGAUAUAUUAUGGUCACUGUGAUAUUUACAGAAGAAAGUUAUCUAAGGAAAUGCUGCUUCUGAAGCACAUUUGCAGUUAACAGUAAGGUACCAGUUAAGCAGCUUUUGCUCUUAAUGCUGAGGGAUAAAAGUUCCAAAGCUUUAUAUGAAUGCUGAUAUAUCCUGCCAACACAUAUGUGUGAGUGAGGGGGUGUUUGCAAGUGUGAGUGGAUGUGAGGAAAUAUAGCAUAGUCUGAGUUCUUACCACACUAGCUGUAGCACAUGUCCCAAUAUACCACAACAAACAGAAGGCCAGAAUUUUAGAGAAUUUGUGCCUGCAAGGGAACGAUUUUGAGGAGCUUUGCUUUCCCAUAGCCCUCCAAUCCCAGUUUGCACUCCAGCUGCAGGCAGCAGCCAUUCAGUAGUGGCCCAGGCUGCCGUUCUGGCCCUACCCAGCUGUGCCGGCACCACCUCCUCCUCCUCCUCCUCCUCCUCGGCAUUUCCCAGACUGCUGGCGAAAGGGAUGUGCCAGGAGGGCUGUUUCCAAAGGGGUAACUGUGUGACACAGCAGUCUGUUCCCCUGGAGAUGACCUGGCCCUCCCUGUACUGCUGCACACAUGAACAGCUGCGUGGGGUCAGCACGAGUGUUUGGGCAGGAGAAAAUGGGGAGCAGAUGUGUGCUUGGAAGCUAUCUUGGAAGCACACUAUCCUCUUCUGCCCUCACCCUCUGCCUCUGGGCAUCAAUGACCAAAUGUACCAUUUAAGAACAAAGCUAAACUGUUGUGAGAGAAAAGAAGGGGGAGCAUGGGGGUCAUGGCCUUCCCCAGAAAAAUGCAAAGGGUGCAUUAGGAGCUGCAUGGGGGACAGGUGCCAGUCCUGCAUGGGCUGGACACUCGGGUGUCCCAGCAACCACUCACGUGAGCUUCAGAGAGCUUGGGUUUUCAGUGUGAGGUGCUGGAUGGGAGCAGUUUGUUUCUGGCAUUCUGCUUAGAAGCAGCAUGUUUGAUCCCACCAAUAUACUUUUCUUCUUUCUUUUUUUUUUUUUUUUUAAGAGAAAGAAAAAGAUCAGGCCUGUAAGAACAGCAGAUCUUUUUUGUUGUUGUUGUUCUGUUCAUUUGUUUUCUCUGUUGUUUAUGCUGUGAGCCAAAUGUCUAUUUAAAAGGUUGGAUAUUCACUUUCAAUAUUUUAUGUCACGGUAUAUUUGUCAAUGAUUAGCUAUCUAGAUGUAAAUAUGGAAAAAUUUUUAUGGGUUCCUGUAGAUAAUGAUAUCUUUAAGAAAAAAAAAAGAAAAAGAAAAAAAGGGAAAAGCUGUUUUGUAAAGAUAAUUUUUUAAAAAAUAAAUACAAAAACAUUUUUAUACAGCGUAGCCAUUUCCAAACCCCACAAAUAAAGUCUUGAGUAAUUUGUAUAGACCCUUCUGGGAAGCCAGUGGUCUACAGGAUCAAGGCUUUAAAAUAUUAAUGCUCUUGGAGACUGGCAGCACUGACCAGUACCACACAAUUUAGAGAUUUGUUCCCACAGAAGGAAUUAUAUAUAUAAACUUCAGUAUCUCAAAAAUUAUUUGACUAUGUAUGCUUUUUCUACUUUGAUUCUGCAGCCCAUUACCAAGAAGAGGGUUGCUUGUGAGAGUAAGAUUCCUUGUGAAAGGCAGAGUUUGUAGAAGUCCUUUCUGUGUUAAGUUUCUGACAUUACACCCAUCACUUUUUGCUAUUAUUACACAUUCACCAAAUUUCAUGAUCCUGUUGACACCUCCCCAAAACACUGGAAAACAUUCUCUAUCAAAGCCAAUCACAUUUGUGUUAUCACUUCAGAGUUCCUUCUUGCUUUGCAUUUAUGUCAGAAUGAGGUUUUGCUCAAAAGAGGAUUUGGGGUUUUUACUGGUUGCAUUUGCGUGAUACUGUCCUGUCCUACUCUUACCAGUAGAGAAUGUGUUUGCCUUUCAGCAGAGUGACUGGAGCACAGUUCUGAAUGCUCUUAUCAGCAGGAAUAUUUAGGCAGUGUUUUCCAAUGAAAUCAGGAAAGCAAAGAUCCAAAUCGCACUGCUAUUUUAAAGGGAAAGGACAUAGCAGAAUGCAUUCAAAAGAAAAAAGUUGUCUCCAAGAUCUCAGCAAGUCUCCACCAAUUCCAGCUUGCAUUGUUUUCACAUCUCUUCAGUCACUUUGAUUGAUCAUUUUAUUUGGGUUUUUCUUGUACAAAUGAUAUGCAUACCUUAUAGUAUGAGAAGGAUUUAUUAUGCCUCAUUCUGUCCUUUAAAAAUUAAACUCAAAGAGAUGCUUUAAAAUGUCACAUCUCCAAGCACUUCUUUCUCAAUUUUCAGUACAUAAUCACUGCAACUGGAUUUUAAUAUUGGGUUUUACAGUACCUGGAAGAUGAAAAAAUUCUAUUGCAGCGUUAGUGGGUUUCCAGCUGGUAAAAUUACAAAGAGGCAUUCAAGAAUGAGGCAAAAUCCUGUAAGUGAAGUUUCACAUAUUCCUCUAAACUGGCAUAUGCAGGGUUGAACUAAGAAAAGUUAUCUAAAAAUGUGCUGAAAUUGAACCAUUAUAUUUUUCUGUCAUCAUUUUUGGUUGCCAUUAAGUAAAAUUGGUGUCAGCUUCUAGUUUGUUUUUUGACAUUGCCAAUGCAGCUGUUAGAAAUUGAUACACCAUUGCUACCCAAGCCUGUUUGUGGGAACAGUCAUUGAAUUGGAUCUUUAUGGUGAAGAAAUUGCUGCCAGGCUUAAAAUCAGAAUGAUUGUUGUUUUUAUCUAAACUGGAAAGAAAUUCCAGUGAAGAAGCUGAAGUAGCUGUGAGUGCUCAGGUUGGUAAGGGGUGACUUUUUUUCCCACUCCAAAUACUGAGUAGUCAAAUCCAAUUUCUGCAGGUGGCCACUCCUUAUGAAUCUGAUUCUCAGUCUUUGAAGUGCAUGUCUGCAGACAAUGAUCAGGAAAUCUCCAGGCUGGCUUAGAUAUAACACAAAAGAAAAUACCAGAGGGAUUUUAUGUCAAGAAUGUGAAAAUCUCCCUUUUUUGUGCUUUAGGGUUCAUAGAUAAUGAAGCAGGUAAUUUAGGGGGCUCCACAGUAUUUUCUAGUCCAAAGGAGGCAAAACUUUUCACCUGCAGUUACUGCAGCCUUUUGGAGGCUAGAUCUUGAAGGUUUUCCACUUUGCAUAGUCUUUGGUGUUACAAGCACCAAAUAAACCACAGCCUAUGAAAUAUUUUAGGAAGAAAAAAAAAUAAAAGAAAACUAAUUGAAUCCAAUCAACAAAACGCUCAUGUUUUAGGUGGCAUGUUUACAAUGGAAUAGGAAUUUCUGGUACAUACCAUAUGCAAAGCAGCGUGUUAGAUACUGGAGAAAGCAACCCCCAUUUGAACAGUGUUUUGCAGUGACAAAAAACCCCAAAGCCUAUUAGUUUUCUGUUCUUUAAAAGCAGGAAGAGAAAGACUAGAUGAUUUUUUCCAUUUGGAUAUUUUGUUUUCCCCUCUUUAAUGUCGCUUGGUGUCUGAUCUUGUUCUCUCCUAGUCUAGAAGUUUGCUGUUGCCUGAAUUAUGGGGCUUUUACAGUCCUUGCAGCUCCCAGUGCAGUGACAAAAGCACUCUGUCUGUCACAUAGCAACCACACGUAAACACUUUUGUCCAUAUAUUGACACUUUCCUUGAUAGCCACAUGCUGUUUACCAUGGAAUAUAACUUCUCUCAUUGCACUUGUGUUGCAGAUGGAACACGUAGAAGUAGAGAGCGUGAAAGCCCCAAAGUAUUUCAUUACCUUUUCUUUUAGGAGGAGUGUAAGACAUUAGCUUCUAAGAAACCAAACCUGCUGUGUCUAAAAACAAUAGUUUCCACCAUGUUCAAAGGGCCAUAGUUUACUGUGCUCUAUAUUUAUGCUUUAAUUCUAAAAUCUUGGUUUGUUUUUAGCUAAUGUGCAGGGCAUUUUAAAAUUCAUCUCUCAAAAUCAUCUACUUCUUCCAGUAGGAAGAUGGUGUUUGGUGAGAUGUUGCAAGCUGUGCAUCAGAAUUGAGUUGAAACAAUCUAGGGAAAAGGGAUUUUACUGUGCUCUUGGCAGGAUUUUGGACAGCCUUUUUCUGUGAAUGAAAUCUUUUACACAAAGCUGUGUGUCACCAAAGGCCUCCCCUGUGACCUUGUGCAGGGUGCUGGUUCUCAUAGCAAACAUGGUCAUGUUAUGGCAGGAAGUGAUUCCCAGGGUAAAUGUAAUUUGAGAAUGCUUUUGUUACUAAUGCAAGGAUAAUUUUCAGCAGUUUUUAUCCUGGCAUCAUGGGUGAACUUCUCUCUGCAUCAUCAUCAGCCUAAAAUACAAGAUGCAUUUGGGUCUUUUACCAUUAGUGUACCACUGGUAGAAUUUCUUAAGAUCCUGGUGGUCUGAAUCUGGAAGGAAGUUAAGGCUGUAGAGGUUCAGAUAGAUGCUUUUUAAAGUACCAUUUGGAAUCUAAGCAAAUUCCACUUCCAAGUCCCUUUCUAUGCAUUCCAUGUUGGACAUUAAGUUAAUUUGUUUUCUUUUAAAACUCCAAAUUUCUGUCUGCUUUUUUGCUGGAAUUUUUUUUUUCUUUCUGAAAUUCUGGCCCCAUCUUUCUUCAGAAAUGUCCUAGAAAGUAGAAUGCAGUGUGAAGAAGCCAAAGAUCUUGCCAAAUUGAGCAUCAGUCAGUGGUAGAGCCUGUAAGGACUCUCUGUGGGCAUCUAGUGCUGUGCCCAUGCUGCUGAUCUGUGAGCUGAGUAGGUGUGGGGUAGCUGACAGCAACCUGAGCCUAGCUGGUCUUGGAAUCCUAGAGAAUUUUGUCAGUUUUCAACAUGAACCCUAAGGAUUUUUGAAAACUUAGCCAUAAGUCUAAUGCAGCAAAAGGUUUGUGGUUGGACCUGAUUGUUAAUUAAGUUCUUGUGCAAAGUCUCUGAAUUAUCCUACUCAGUCUAUGGUGUGAUCCUGUGAGGGCUUUGCUGUUGAUGAAGAUGGGUACAGGUCGGAGUCCAGCCUCUCACCAACCUUCAGUAUGUGCAGCCAGAUGCACCAGUCAGUGUGAGCCCGGGAGCCCAGCAAACCAGCUCUGCUGGCACUGGGAUCCAGGGAAGACAGCGUCUUCAAAUACCCCAGGCAGGGCACCAGGCGAUUCAGGUGUGGGAGAGGCAGUGCAGAUGCACUGUGGCCCAUGCUAGGGCUGGCCCAUCUCACACACACAGUGCUCAGUGGGCUGGGAGGACAACAGCCGCAGUCUGUGGCUUUUUGUUCUCUGAAGAAGAGGCUUUUGACUGUUGGAAAACUUGCAUGAAAACAACAUGUAACAUUUGCUAUUACUUAUGCAAGUCCUGUCAUGAUCGAGAUGUUCCAACAUCACAUGUUGAAGGAAGGAAGGAAGGUUUCAGUUUAAGGAUGAGUAUGAAGUUGCUGCACAUCCCAUGGCCUCAUGGGCAGAAGAUUAGACAGAAGCACGUUCCCAGAGUGAGGAACGCACCUCUCUGCAGGCACAAAGGGUUGCCUCCUCUUGCCAGCCUCAGCCCUGGAUGGUGGCCUUAGAACCUGGGUAUUCCUCAGCUGACAGCUCAGAGUGGGUGUAAUCAGUCCUCGAGUUGAUGGGGUUGCACACAUGCAGGAAGGAAGUCAAACUAGCAUUUUGUGGGAAGGAGAAAAGGAAAUUGUAGUCCGGUAUCAAACAGAUUCUAUAGAACAAAUUUUUUUUUCCUUUUCUUUCAAAAUCAAAUGUAAUCCUGCUGAAAUGGAGUAAACAUAAAGUUUCUGGGAGUUUAAUUUCUGUUUGAUGUUGCAGUGUUAGUCAAAAUGAUGGCAGUGUUAAGGAGAAGAUAAUUAUUAUUCCCCUUAAUUAGAGUGGAGGAAUCUUUUUUUUUUUUUUUUCCCUAUUUUUCAGUGAAUCAACAAAUAAGAAAGUCCAGAGAUCUUGGAGAAAAAUACGUGUUAAAUGAUUUUGAACAGAUGAAAGAAUAAUUGAAAUUAGGUGACAGCUAUCUUAAGAAACAUUGGAAGAGCUUGCAAAAUUAUUGAUUAUUGGAGUCAAACUUUAGAGCAAAAUAGCACCAGUACUUUUGAGAGCAAUUUAGUAUGAUAAAUCUUUCUUUGAAUUUCAUCACUUUCUUUUAGCAAAACAACAUUCCUCUGAAGGUAAAUCAAAGCAGGGUUUAGCCCCUGCCCUGCUGUGGUAGUUAUUGAGUCCCAGUGUUGGAGGGAGCAGUGUGAGAAUUAUUCUCCAUUUACAACCUAAUUAUGAUUUAUUCAGAAGCCAUUAGUGGGAUUUUCCUGGCAGGCAGGUGUUCUUUUGAUGAAAAAUGCAUCACACCACCUCAGUAGGAUGGAGAUGUCACCUGAGUGAGCACCUGCCUGAGCUCUUAGGACAAUACAAGCUCCUCAGGAGCCUGGAGGCGGAACAGUGCUGGUGUAUUUCUGGAGAGUCCAUUUUCACCAUGACAAAAGGGGGCAAAAGCUUGAGCAAGUUAACAAUACUUCUUUGAUAAAACUGAAACGAUAAGCAUUGUGCAGUCUGAAACCUUGCCUGUGUCACUUGAGAUGUAUGCAGACAUUCCCCCAAGCGCUUGCUCAUGUAAAACUGCUGAUGAGCUCAGGUAAAACCAACUGGCCUUGACUCUGGUCUGUCAAGCUGCAGGAUGUAGUAAAUCAAGAAGACUUUUUGGCUGACGUUGUUUAAUUUUCCUUCAUUAAGGAAAACUCUGGUUGCUGCAAGAGGAGGAAAAAAAAGAAUAUUUCAUUUGAGCUUUUCAGGUCACUGGUCUGUGCCAGUGGUUUCAUAUUCCAAAGUCAUGUGUGUAGUAUGUCCAAGGUGUGGGAAAGGGGCAACAGAUGAGAAUUGUUCUGCCCUGGAUGCCAUAUGGAAUCUGUGUGCUCCAGGGAGCACCACUGAAAUCUGCAGGUGUGCAAAGGGGUGUAUCCCAGCAGUGAAUUAGUUGGGGAAACCCAAAUAUUUCUGUCUUCUGUGUGGAAGUGUAAGAGCAGGUAUACAGGACUUUGCCACAGCUGCAGGCCAUGUGUCCUUUUAUGACUGAAUUCUCUUGUCCUGAGGCAAAACCAUAGAAAUCAGAUCAAAUAAUAGCUCCAGUUUUCAAUGCUGUCUUCCUUUACUGCAGCAAACGCUUUGAAACAAUUGAUGUGAAUUAGCAAUUGUUCCUAUUGCUCUUUGCUUUUAAGUAUUUAUUUAAAGAAGUUGGGAGUUCUUGGUGGCAGGGUUUUUUUUCCUCCUCUGUCCCUAGUCAUGUUUCCCUGUCAUAGGUUAGCUAACCUAUGACAUUCCCCCAUGCUUUGCUAAAAAAAAAUAUAAAAAAAUCUGUGUGAUCUGGUCAGAGAGAAAACAGUGAGGGGUUUGCCAUGUGUGUACAUACUGCUUUAGGUAGAAAGCCUGCUAAAGUCUGCUAAAGCUGACUUUCCUUUUCAAAAUUCCUGCCUGAUCCUGAAACACAACGAAAACCUGUAUUUGAUUGCAGAAUGUUGAUUUGUAGGUGUUUGUAAACCUUGAUACAGUACUGCAGAUGGUGUCCCAAAAGAUCAAAGACAAUGUUAAUAACUGCUAUGUGAUGUUGAUGAUAUCUUUAAUAUUUCAACGAUGUCAGCAUACUUUUGGUCAUUACUUUUCUAAACUUAAGUAUUCUUUUCUUGAGUAAUCAAUAUAAGAUGUUUGCAUGAUGGAAAGUAAUUUAAGUUCACUUUUAAAAAAGCAGUGAUUCAUACUGUGGGUUACGUUUGUUUAACAGAUUAACAUUUUCACUGAUGGGUGGCAGUUUUUUUUUUCCUUUUUAGUGCUUUUGAUAGAAGAACAUCUAGGACAUUUUCCAACAAAAACAGAUAUUUUCACCUUUGCCUCCAGUUGUAGAAGAAAUACCUUCCAAAAAUAAUUCUUUUCCAGUUCAGUGUGCCCUGUCUGGGUUACAAUAUGCAAGUAUGUUUAUCAUGUAGAAAGUGUGAUUAAGAAAAUUAAAAAUCCCAUUCUGGUAAUCAAGAAAUUAACAUAGCAAGAUCACAACCCUUUCUGAAUUAAAAUCUUCAGUUGCCAGUAUAAUUGAAGCACUUGACCCCCACCAGAUUUUAGAGCCAAAUUAUACAAAUUUUGUAUUUUAAAAUCGACAACGGGCCAGACAAAGUUUUUUACUUCAGGAAACACUGAGGAAUUUGGUCAUCUUACAUCCUAUCUUGUGAGGUUUGACUCCUGGCCUGGGACCUCAGGGCAAAAUCAUUUUAAUGAUGUUUAUUCAGACUCAGCUAUAGUAGCAAGUUUCCACAAAUCACUCGAGUACUACAAAUUUAAUCCCUCCUUGAUUUUUUUUUCGCUUCAAAAGGUGAGAAAAAGGUGGGGGGAGUGUAAUUUUAUAUGGCUCUAUUUGAAAAGGGUUUUGUGUACCUUUAUAAUUCUUUUGAAGCAAUAUUUUAAAAAACAACUGCCAGCCAAAGUGGCAAUGCAGAAAAGUGCCAUCUUGUUUAGGAUUUGUACACGCCAGUUUUUAACACAGUGUUCUUUUCACUAAGUACUACAUACGUUAAUUUAUAUUUAUAUAUUGUCAAUAUUGUUGUAACCAAGCUUCUCCUUUCUAAACACUUCAGGAACAAGGCCUUGUAUUUUUAGAUGAUUUUCAUAAACAGAAUAAUUCUUUUCCUUUCACUAGUAUCUUGCACUCGAUACAUGUAGCAAUACUUAAUAUAUUCUCUUCACAAGUAUUUGUUAAGUGAUUUAGUUAAUGGCUGAUAAAUGUUUUGUACAAAAUAGAUUCUGUACAGGAAAAAAAAUCUUUUAGAUAAACAUUAUUUAUUUUUACUGUUUUGUAAGUUAGACACUCUAAUGAAGCUCCUUUUUGCCAGAAUUACUGGAAGUGCCUCUUGGUAAAAUGUAUUAUACAGUAAAUAUGUAUUCAAAAUUAUUAGAAAUACUUGUCACAAAAUGAACAAUGUGGAUGUUGCAAUGUGAAGACAAAUGUACAACAUAAAUAUAAUUCUGUGGUAUCCUG
Messenger RNA from Corvus hawaiiensis (hawaiian crow), 12180 nucleotides. RefSeq names its product phosphodiesterase 3A (gene PDE3A). The record is from RefSeq and is a predicted model, not a curated record. Gene Ontology annotation, cellular component: cytosol. Gene Ontology annotation, molecular function: 3',5'-cyclic-AMP phosphodiesterase activity. The transcript has 15 exons. Gene Ontology annotation, biological process: positive regulation of oocyte development; oocyte maturation. Bases 469 to 2955 code for a protein of 828 amino acids. NCBI's taxonomy places the organism in Eukaryota, Metazoa, Chordata, Aves, Passeriformes, Corvidae.